UUUUCUCGAUUGGCAAAAUAUUUAAGAUUAUACUACAAUCUACAUUAAUUAUUGACUAAAGUACUUAUAUUCCAUAAAAAUGUAUUGUUUAUUAUUUAAUUACUUAAUAUAAUUUAACGACAUUGUAUUAAGAUACAACUUAAAAGAAAAGUCAGCGUAGUGUACAAAUGUUUGAAAAUUAAUUAUAAUGCCUGUUUCGUGUGCUGCGUAUGGAUGCACAAACAGAUAUCAAGCUGGACAAAAUAUACAUUUCUUUCGAUUUCCUAUUUCUAACAAAGAGUUGGUGAAAAAAUGGAUAAGUGCAAUAAAAAGAAAAAGUUUUGAAGCAAGUCAAUGGAGUCGGAUAUGUAGUGUUCAUUUUACAGAACAAGACUAUCAAGUUAGACCUGGAGCACAUAGAUUAUUGUUAAAAGACCAUGCAGUUCCAUCAGUAUUCCCAUCAUUUCCGACCUACCUUCAAGUACCAAUUAAAAUUACUAGGAAAUCACCUACAUUAAGGAACUGUUUUGAUCUAACUGUAGAUCAAUUAGAAGACAAUAUUAAUGGAUGUAACAACAUGUAUCCAGUUAGUAAUUUUAAGAGCGUGAAUGUACAAACUGACACCUAUUAUCCAAAUGAAGAAAUUCUUAGAAAUAAAAUUGAAAUACUACAGCAAAAACUAAGAAGGAAAAACAAAAAAAUUAAAAACUUAAAAAACUUAUUAAAUAAUUUAAAAAACAGAGGACUUCUUGAAGAUGAACCACAGACUAUUAUUGCUUUUAAUUUUGAAGGAAAGAGUUGGGACUUAGAACUGAUUGCUUGUGCUGUCUUAUGCCUUUAUAGUAAUUAUUAAAAAUUCUGCUUUAUUAAUUUUAUAAUAGGAAGGUAUUAGAUUUAUUCAAAAACCAAUAUAAUUAAUAAUUAAACUAUUGGUAAAAGGUACAGUAAAGAAAUUAAAGAAUUUGCUUUGACGCUACAUUAUUACUCGCCUAGAGCUUAUAUCUUUUGCCGGUCAUAAAUAUAUAUUAUGUUUAAUUAUAAAAUAAUUGACAGUAAAUAUAAUUUGUUUUAAAACACAA
Molecule: messenger RNA, 1058 nt
Organism: Rhopalosiphum maidis (corn leaf aphid)
Lineage: Eukaryota; Metazoa; Arthropoda; Insecta; Hemiptera; Aphididae
Product: THAP domain-containing protein 1-like
Source: RefSeq, a predicted model, not a curated record